AUUGGGUCUAAAAGUAGACCCGAAGGCCUGCAAGGACAGGCGCAAGGAUGGAGGCUGCAAGGAGAGGAUCCUGAUUCUAGAUAUACACCUGCAAUUCCCUUCCGUCCGAUGACUGCAGUCCAAUUUCAAAUCACAGAACAGAGAGUGAGAACAGAAACCUAGAAGGAGGAGACACAAAAACCCUAGAUUUGCUUCUGCUCUAAUGUAGCAAUGUCAGGAAAGGUCCCAGCUUCAUUAAGAUACAUAAAUAAUCCAAGAUAUACCUCUCUUCCAUCAUCCAGGAGUUUCAAAUCAAAAUUUCUAGUUGUUACUUGCCCAUAUGAGACUGCUUUUGCCUUGCAUUGGAGAGACUUUCAACAGUUAUGUUUCUUUAGUGUAGUUCAUGACCCAUCAACCAGCAUUUACAAGAGGAUGGGUUGGUCAAUCAGGAGCAGCAUAGAUGGCAAUGGAUUGGAUUCUCCUCCUACGAAUGGCACCAGUGGUAGGACUCGAUUAUUUAGGGCUAUUCAAGCUCUUCAAGUCAAAUUGAAUGCUAGAAUCCAGGAGAUCAAGAAUGGAUUUUUCAUGAAAGCGCUGUUUUUCUUGAUUGGGUUUUAUUGUGCAACAGCCUUCUCCACUGUCAUAGGACAAACUGGUGACUGGGAUAUUUUGUCUGCUGGCUUGGCUGUGAUUGUGGUUGAGGGAAUUGGUGCUCUCAUGUACAAAGCUUCUUUUCCUCUACUCAACAACAUCAAGAGCCUUAUUACCAUGUUUAAUUUUUGGAAGGCUGGGCUUUCCUUGGGUCUUUUCUUGGAUGCAUUCAAAUACGAAAUAGAUAACAUUCUUGGGUUACCCAACCCUUUUAAUUUUGAAUUAGAUGCAUUAUUUCACUUUUUUGUAUGAAAUUUUGGUUCUUUUGAAAGCUUAUUUAACUCCUAAUUCCGCUUGCUGAUAUUUCAAAAGUUGCUGAUUGGAA
Messenger RNA from Camellia sinensis, 955 nucleotides. RefSeq names its product ycf20-like protein. The record is from RefSeq and is a predicted model, not a curated record. Lineage: Eukaryota; Viridiplantae; Streptophyta; Magnoliopsida; Ericales; Theaceae.